Messenger RNA from Sinocyclocheilus anshuiensis, 1420 nucleotides. Its product is annotated as aquaporin-11-like. Gene Ontology annotation, biological process: transmembrane transport. Gene Ontology annotation, molecular function: channel activity. The transcript is spliced from 3 exons. Bases 112 to 948 code for a protein of 278 amino acids. Gene Ontology annotation, cellular component: cytoplasm; membrane. Lineage: Eukaryota; Metazoa; Chordata; Actinopteri; Cypriniformes; Cyprinidae. The record is from RefSeq and is a predicted model, not a curated record.
CUGAUUGAAUCGAAGUGAGCGGGGCUAUUGGCGCGGAGGCGUGGUCGUUGUAAAGUUGCCUAAAACUGGAUCAGAGUUUAACACGAUUAUUCGGAGGAUCUGGAUCAUGCGAUGGCAGAGAUGGCCGAUCUCGCCGUCUCCCUGUCCUUGCUGCUGGGGAUUGUAGUUUUUAGCGAAGUGGCGAGGAGAACGGCUUUAUAUCUAUUCCCAAAUCGAAACUGGAUCAUCUAUGCGCUCGAGUUGAUCUCCACUUUUCAGCUGUGUGCAUGCACGCACGAGUUAAAGCUGCUCGCGGAGAUGGGCGGACUGGAGCCGCGGAUCGCGCUGACGCUCACCUUCCUCAUCUCGGUGGUGCACGGACUUUCAUUCCGCGGCGCGAUCUGUAGCCCGACCGGCGCUCUGGAGCAGCUCUACCUCGGGACUCUGACGCGGCGAUGCGCACUGACGCGGAUCUCAUGCCAGCUGAUCGCGGCGGAGGCGGCGCGGCGCGUCAUGCCUCACGCGUGGGCGCUGGCGCUCUCUGACCUGCACGCGCAGCACUCGCUGACGGGCUUUUCAUGCACGAACAGCCCCGUUAACGCGCCUCUGCUGCAGGCCGCCGCGGUGGAGCUGGGCUGCGCGUUUGUGAUGCACACUGCGGCGUUUAACGUGGAGAAGGUGGAGGAGAAAUAUCGCGUUCCUGCAAUAGCUGCUGUCAUCACCAUAUUAGUCUAUGCAGGUGGUCAUCUCACUGGCGCGGUGUUUAACCCGGCACUGGCGUUCUCAAUACAGUUCUCCUGUCCUGGGAACACUUUUGCGGAGUACAGUUUUGUGUACUGGAUUGGACCAAUACUGGGUAUGACAGGCUCUCUGCUGCUUUUUGACAAAGUGAUCCCUGCUAUUUCAGGGAAAAGCACAAUUCCAAAGCACCUGAACUCUAAUGGACUCGAGACGAAAAAGAUGAAGUGAACUAAUGCCUUAUGACAGACUCUGAUUGCAUAUGUGAUUAUAUACUGUGAAUAUACACUGUAAUUCUCCAGCUCAUCUCCAAGUAUUAACCAGGGUUUCUGCAGGUUUUAAAAGGUCUUAAUUCGCCCUUCUCAAGGCCUGAAAAGGUCUUAGAGCAGAAAGUCUUAAAUUCAUAACAUAAAUGUUGGGUGCACAGGACAAAUGAUCUUCCUCAGUAUUUUGUCUUGUAUUUCUAAUACAAAUAUCUGAACAUCCUUAAAUCAAGAUAUACUUUCUUGAGAUGCAAACUGAACAUAUGAAGUCUUGUUUUCUGAGAAAUCUAACAAAAAUAAGCGAGUUUGACUACAACAAGAACAAACAUCUGUCAAUGGCGAAUGAAAACGUUUCCAUUUGAAUCAAGUUGAUUUGUCUAAGCCUACUAGCAGAUACUUGUUCGUUUUAAUCAAUUUCUCAGAAAACAAGACUUUAGUUA